AUGGAGGGCAUCUUGGAGGAAAACCCGUCAAGCCAGGACGACUCCCGACCACGUCAUCCGGCCUCAGAACAGCAGGAGGUCACGAACCAAGCAAGGAUAGCAAGCACCAUCCACCGCACGAACGAACACAUAGGCACGGACCCACAACAUCCCGAGAAAGCAAGGGACAAAGCGGCACAGAUCAUCCAGGAUCUCUGCCUCCGAGUCCAGGAACUUGAAGGCAAACUGACCGACAGAGGAAAAUACGCCAACGAGCACGGAAGCCAGGCAACUUCCAGGCCACGAUCCCACCGCGGAAGGUCGCCAACCCGGCGACACGAUAGGAGAGAUGGCCGCAGUACCUUACGUAACCAUCGACACGAGAAAUCGCCAGAACGGCGAUACAAUAAGAAACACCACCGCAGCGCGUCCCACGAUCUAAGUCGUCAACACGACUCGGACGAAGACCCGAGACGACGAAACACGAAACGCACGAGAAACGACCACAUCAUAAUGGGAGCCACGCCCUUCACGGAAAGAAUCUUAAGAGCAAAACUCCCCAAAGGUUUCGACAAACCCACCGACAUGAAGUAUGAUGGAACUAAGGACCCUCAAGAACAUCUAACGGCCUUCGAGGCCAGAAUGAACUUAGAAGGAGCAUCCGACGCGGUCCGAUGCAGAGCCUUCCCGGUAACCCUCGCCGGACCAGCGAUCAAAUGGUUCAACGCCCUCCCAAACGGAUCCACAGCCAGCUUCCACGACAUAGCACGAAAAUUCAUGGCCCAAUUCACAACCAGAAUCACCAAGGCCAAACACCCUAUCAGCUUGCUAGGGGUCACACAGAAGCAAGAAGAAUCCACAAGAAAAUACCUCGACCGCUUCAACGAUGAAUGCCUGACGGUCGACGGACUUACGGACUCCGUUGCAAGCCUCUGCCUAACUAACGGGCUCAUGAAUGAAGAUUUUCGCAAACACCUCACUACCAAACCAAUGUGGACCAUGCACGAAAUUCAGAACGUCACCAAGGACUACAUCAACGACGAGGAAGUCAGCCAGGUCGUCGCUGCCAACAAACGGCAGCACGCCGCUACCCAACACGACAACCCGGCCCCACGUCACAACCCACCACCCAAAGAGAACCAACAAGACCACCUCAGGCCGGCCAACCGACCACCGAGAAUAGGAAAAUUCUCUAAUUACACGCCCCUAACAGCACCAAUUACAGAGAUAUACCACCAAAUAGCAGAUCGAGGCGUCAUCCCCAGAGCCCGACCACUCAAGGAAAGGACAGGAGGCAACAAAACCCUCUACUGUGACUACCACCGAGGCUACGGCCACAAAACACAAGAUUGUUUUGACCUUAAAGACGCUCUCGAACAGGCCAUACGAGACGGCAAACUCCCAGAAUUCGUCAAAAUCAUCAGAGAACCAAGGCGCGCCGACAGAGACAAGUCGCCAGAAAGAGAAGGGCGCAACCUGAGAACUCAAAAGCUACCCCCCAGGGAAAGCCCCGAAGAAAACCCGACCAUCAUAGUAAACGUCAUCACAGGCAAUGACGUAUCAAGCAAAUCAAAACUAACAAUGAAAAAAGACCUCAAGAUAAUGGCCGUCAGACACCACGACCCAGUCGCCACAGCUGACAACACGAUAACUUUCCUACCGGAGGAAUGCCAACACGGCACCUCGGCCGAAGAUGCCCCCUUCGUCAUCUCAGCCCGAAUCAGAACAGGACUAGUAAGAAGAAUACUGGUAGACACCGGCGCAGACUCCAACAUCCUCUUCCGAGGAGCCUUCGACAAACUCGGGCUCCGCAACGACAACCUCCAAACACACCGCCACGGCGUCACGGGCCUCGGGGACAACUUUCUCAAACCAGAUGGCUCGAUUACCCUCCCCAUCACCAUAGGAACAAGCAAUCAGAGAAAGACAAUCCUAUCUGAAUUCGUAGUCCUAAAAGACUCCACAGCCUAUAACAUCAUUCUUGGGAGGAAAACGAUCAACGACUUCUCUGCAGUCAUCUUUACCAAAUACCUCCUCAUGAAGUUCAGAACCGACGACGGUACCGUCGGAACCAUUCACGGAGACCGAGAAGUCGCAGCCGAAUGCGACAACAAUAGCCUAGCCCUAAGGAAAAAAUCCCGGGACGCGGCCGGAAUAUUCCUUGCCGACCUAGACGCACGACUUGACGGCCAACCUAGACCGGAACCAGAAGGAGACAUGGAAAAGCUACAAAUAGGGCCAACCAAAGAGGAAUACACUUUCAUUAACAGAAACCUCCCGUACGACCUCAAAGAAGAACUCUCCCAACUCUUGAAACAGAAUAGAGACCUGUUCGCAUUUACACCAGCCGAUAUGCCGGGAAUAAACCCCGACCUAAUAUCUCACCAUCUAGCCGUGGAUCCCCAAGCUAAGCCAGUAGCACAAAGAAGACGAAAAAUGUCACCAGACCGAGCCGCCGAGGUCAAAAAUCAAGUUAAAGCCCUACUCGAAGCCAACUUCAUCCGGGAACUCCCCUACACAACCUGGCUAGCCAACGUCGUACUAGUAAGAAAAUCUAACGGAAAAUGGCGAAUGUGCGUCGACUACACAGACCUCAACAAAGCCUGCCCGAAGGACGCCUUCCCCCUACCAAACAUCGACGGGCUAGUAGACGCAGCAUCCAGCCACCGAUACCUCAGCUUAAUGGACGCAUAUUCCGGCUACAACCAGAUCCCGAUGCACCGACCAGACGAAGAAAAAAUAGCAUUUAUCACCCCGGACGGAACCUACUGCUACACAGUAAUGCCCUUCGGCUUAAAAAACGCCGGAGCCACCUACCAACGACUUGUUAACAAGAUAUUUCGCGACCUGUCCGGAAACAAAAUAGAAGUCUACAUAGACGAUAUGCUCGCCAAGACUGAAUCCGGUGAGCAACUAACCGACGACCUCAAGGUAAUAAUGAACACCCUACGAAAACACCAAAUGCGGCUCAACCCGGCAAAAUGCGCCUUCGGAAUGGAAGCAGGAAAGUUCCUCGGCUUCAUGAUUACGCAACACGGAGUUGAGGCAAACCCAGAGAAAUGCCGUGCCGUCCUCGAGAUGACAAGCCCCAAAAAUCUCAAAGACAUCCAAAAACUUACCGGCCGACUGACCGCGCUAUCCCGGUUUCUCGGGGCAUCGGCCCAAAAGGCAAUCCCUUUCUUCAAACUAAUGAAAAAAGAAACCCCUUUUAAUUGGGAGACAGAGUGCGAAGAAGCGUUCCAACACUUCAAGAGGGUUCUAGCGGAACCACCGAUCCUCGCCAAACCCCAAACAGGGGAAACACUUUACCUGUACCUCUCCAUAACAGAAGAGGCAAUCGCAGCAGCACUCGUCCGGGAAAACGAGAAAAAGGAGCAAAAACCCAUAUACUUCAUAAGCAAAGUCCUACAGUAUACAGAAGCUCGCUAUUCACGCUUAGAAAAACUAGCUUUCGCACUCCUCUCAGCUUCCCGUCGGCUGCGACAAUACUUCCAAGCUCACCCCAUAACAGUCCGAACCGACCAAGCGGUCAAACAGGUAUUACAAAAACUCGACCUAGCAGGAAGAAUGCUAGCAUGGUCCAUCGAGUUAUCCCAAUUCCAGAUCAGGUUCGAACCUCGAAACGCCAUCAAAGUGCAGGCCUUGACCGAUUUCAUCGCUGAAAUGACUCCGAUUACGCUCACCCCCGAACCAUGGAAACUGCACGUCGACGGCUCAUCAAACUCCACUCACGGAGGCGCCGGAAUUAUACUCGAAAACCAAAACGGGAUCACAAUUGAACAAUCAAUACGAUACGAAUUCCCAGUAUCAAAUAACCAAGCAGAAUACGAGGCCCUCUUAGCAGGUCUGACCCUAGCCCGGGAAGUCGGUGCAAAGGUCCUUGAAGUAAAUACCGAUUCCCAGGUAGUCAGCUCCCAAAUCAACGGAAGCUACCAGACACGGGAUCCCCUGCUCCAACAAUACCUCAACAAAGUAAACGAAUUGAAGGAAUGA
Messenger RNA from Arachis duranensis, 3972 nucleotides. RefSeq lists its product as uncharacterized. The transcript has a single exon. Gene Ontology annotation, molecular function: nucleic acid binding; aspartic-type endopeptidase activity; RNA-DNA hybrid ribonuclease activity. The record is from RefSeq and is a predicted model, not a curated record. NCBI's taxonomy places the organism in Eukaryota, Viridiplantae, Streptophyta, Magnoliopsida, Fabales, Fabaceae. Gene Ontology annotation, biological process: proteolysis. The coding region runs from base 1 to 3972 and encodes 1323 amino acids.